UUUUCCUGUAGACGCUCAGUGAGGACAGACCAACCUGACCAAGUAAGGGUUAACUCACGCAGCCCUGYGUUCCCUCCUCCUGACGUCGCCUCYGCGCUCGCGCGCUCUUACACACACAGACRCAAACUUUCCCCGCUGAGGCCAGCAGAGAGACWGGAGAGUCAACGAACCACAUGUUGCUCUCUCGGAGCGUUGUCUUCUCUCCUUCUCCGUAGCURCUGCUGGAUCUGCUCCGGUCUCAUCGCUCCAUGGGACUCCAGAGCUGGCCACCAAUCAGACCAGAACUGUCCUCCAUGGCUUGCCUGGAUGUGGAGAGCCCCUCCAUUUGCAGGGGGAAAUUCAAAUCAGUCCUCCAGCACUGUCUGCAGCAAAGGAGAACUCGGGAGCAGCUAGUGGAGCAAGGCAUCAUGCCGCCUCUGAAAAGCCCAGUUGCCUUCCACAAACAGAUUCACAGCCUGCAGCGAGCCAGGACUGGGACUUUUCUUAAGCAUAAACUGAGCAGCAGACCGGAUCGCUCCGAAUUGGUCCGUAUGCACAUCCUGGAAGAAACGCAGGCGGARCCCUCCCUGCAGGCGACGCAGUUGAGACUGAAGAGGGCCAGACUGGCCAACGACCUCAACGAGAAAAUCGCCCAGCGUCCUGGACCCAUGGAGCUGGUGGAGAAAAAGAUCCUGCCUGUCGACUCUGGAGUCCAAGAAGUCGUAAACAAUUGUGAGGCGGAUUACUCAGACACACCACAUGUUCCAGAUGUUUACAGCUUUGAUGAGGACAGCAGUGAUGCUUUAUCACCACAGCAGGCCAACAGCCAACCGUCUCCUUCCCAAACUUUACCCUCCCCACGGGAGUCAAGGGAAGCCGAGGUCUCUUCUGCUUCCUCUGACUUCAGCCCUCCCCCGCAGCUCUCUCCACCAGGCUGCUCUCAGUCGGCAUCRGAUGUCUCCACGUCAGAGAAACCGAGCGGCCUGGAAGCUCACCARCCUAGCGCCGCUGUCAUCCAAGGCAUUUCGCCAGGCCAAGUUCUUGUGAGACAAACUUUGCCGAAGCCAGCCACGGACAAAAGCCGCAGCAAAAAGAACAAAUCAGGAGCCUCUGCAGCAAACUCACAGGCUGAAAACGUUCAUUUGACACCACCCGUUUCCCUCAUAGCUUCCAAAGUUUCCAAAUUGGGAAUUGAAGAUAGUAAUAUGAAAGACAUUCAUGCAAAGUCGGUUUCAGAGAGUUUGUCUAAUGCUGCCCUUUGCACAAGCCCCUYAAAAGGACCUSCGUAUGAAGAGGGCCCCGCARACGCAACGUUCACCGAGAAGGACUCUGAAAAAGACAAACGGCUGCACGAGAAGGAGCGUCAGAUAGAGGAGCUAAUGAGGAAGCUGGAGCAGGAGCAGAAGCUAGUCGAGGAGCUAAAGAUGCAGCUGGAGGUGGAGAAAAGAAGCCAGCAGAGUGACUCUCCACCUCAUCCCAACUCGCUGCUGCUGAUCCAGAUAAAAGAGGAAAACAGGAAUCUGUCAAACUGCUCUUUGUCCUGCAKCUCACCUGGUCAGCAUGGGCAGAUCAAACAGGARGAACCUUCAGAUCACGGCCACGUAACCAGCCCGAAUMAGUUCGCCAUCGGUCAGCGGACCAACACAAACGGUGAAAACCCGCAGCCUGCCCAGGUCCUCCUGCCCACAUCCUCUCCUGGCUCAGCAGUCACMGUCGAGCUCCCUGCCAAAGGCGUUAAAUUACACACCACUGUUAAGAGCACAGCUCCAGGCCGCAUCCCGGCCUCUGGACACGAGCCACAGAAACCGGCAGAACUGCAACAGCAAWGCCUCACGCAAACCCCGCAUCUGGCAAAGACGUGGGGAAUGGAUGGCGAGGGGCAAAACGUACUCGGUGCGUUCCUGGUGUCUGGAUGCGAUGAUCCUCCCUCUCAGCAAGCUCCCCCAGAAGCACUCAUAGGAAAGCAAACAACCUUCACAAACCAGGCAUCAAAGACUAAAGACCCACCUCGCUAUGAGGAUGCAGUAAAACAGACACGCAGCAUAUUAACAGCUGCUCAGGGUCCCACUGCAGCGAGCCAGGAGAUGGACGACCUGUUCGACGUGUUGAUUGAAAGUGGAGAGAUCUCCCCUCUCAUCAGACAGGAUCCUCCCAGCCUGGAAAAGCCUCUCCCUGUGACAGCUAGCGUUACCACCCUUCCCAUCAACACGGUUCUGACCCGUCCUCCACCUUUGGUGCAGGUGGCCCAGCUGCCUGGAGCGACGGGAAACAACCUGGAAGCCCUUCUGGGGGACACGGAGGCUCAAAGACGGAAGCUGAUGGAGGAGUUGAGCUCACCUUUGGUUGAGAUGGAGAUGAACUUCAGUGAAAACCUGCCACCUACUGGUGGGAACCUGCAAAGCACUUCUGUGGACAGCAUGGAUUGGCUCGAUCUCACCCUUUCUGUGCCUUCGGAGGGGAUUAACCCUUUGGACAUGUCAGUGCCUGACUUCCUGGACUCUCAUGAACUGAACUUGAGCUGGGAUUGAGUGAUUUCUAAAGGCAGUAUGUGGACUUCAUAAUUUUAAAUACARAAGUUAAUGAACUUUAAAAGCUAGAACUUUUUUUGUGGGGGAAAAAAAAAAAAAAUUAAAAUGGUACUGACGCUUUAA
This is a messenger RNA of Poecilia reticulata (guppy), 2630 nucleotides long. Lineage: Eukaryota; Metazoa; Chordata; Actinopteri; Cyprinodontiformes; Poeciliidae. The record is from RefSeq and is a predicted model, not a curated record.